AACACUAACUCCACAGCAUCCUGACUCCUUUGAAAGGGAAGACAUGUCCCAUGCCUUAAUGUCUUAAUGUGCUUUAUCUUUCAGAGUUGUGGAAAGUAAAAAUGCAGACCUACCAAAAGGAACUAUUGUACUGACUUCUCCAGGCUGGACAACACACUCCAUUUCUGAUGGGAAAGAUCUGGAAAAGCUGCUGACAGAGUGGCCAGACACAAUACCAGUGUCUUUGGCUCUGGGGACAAUUGGCAUGCCAGGCCUGACUGCCUACUUUGGUCUACUUGAAAUCUGUGGUGUGAAGGGUGGAGAAACAGUGAUGGUUAAUGCAGCAGCUGGAGCUGUGGGCUCUGUUGUGGGGCAGAUUGCAAAGCUCAAGGGCUGCAAAGUUGUUGCAGCAGCAGGGUCUGAUAAAAAGGUUGCCUACCUUCAAAAGCUUGGAUUUGAUGUUGUCUUUAACUACAAGACAGUAGAGUCUUUGGAAGAAACCUUGAAGAAAGCCUCCCCUGAUGGUUACGAUUGUUAUUUUGAUAAUAUGGGACUGUCCAGUUGCAGGAAAACUCACCCACUGAUUCUAUGCUAUGGUAGGUGGAGAGUUUUCAAACACUGUUAUCAGCCAGAUGAAGAAAUUUGGAAGGAUUGCCAUAUGUGGAGCCAUCUCUACAUAUAACAG
This is a messenger RNA of Cercocebus atys (sooty mangabey), 664 nucleotides long. RefSeq names its product prostaglandin reductase 1-like. Gene Ontology annotation, molecular function: 15-oxoprostaglandin 13-reductase [NAD(P)+] activity. The record is from RefSeq and is a predicted model, not a curated record. Lineage: Eukaryota; Metazoa; Chordata; Mammalia; Primates; Cercopithecidae. Bases 245 to 661 code for a protein of 138 amino acids. The transcript is spliced from 5 exons. Gene Ontology annotation, biological process: prostaglandin metabolic process.